ACAUGUAGUGUUUUGAGUCAGUUCGCAAUCACAGCCACAACCCACAGUUUAUACAGUUUACCAAUAUAUCAGGGAAAAAUGAAGCCAAUUCCAUCUUUCGAGUUCAUCUUGGAAGACAGUCCUGUUUGUCAUCAGUCACUAAAAUACUGGAAUCAGAAAUCGAAAGAGGUGAGAAAAGGCAUUAAUCUUGUAGCAACAAAUCUUGACAAAUAUCAUUCAACUGGGCUGAAUCAUAAGAUUGCUGGAGAUGGACUGUCAGAUGCAUUGUCAAGUGCGGCAAAAGUCUUUAGAGAUGACAAAUUCAUGGAAGAACCCCUCAACAGGUUUUCAGAUGCUGUGAACAGGAUUGAAUGCUACAGAGAAAUGCUGCUCAAUCAGACAAGUAUGCUUGGUGUUCAACCACUUAUGGAUAUUGCCAAGUACAUCAAAAAGGCAAAGGAACUGAAACACCAAGUGACAAAAGCAAAUGAGACACUACAUCUGGCCUGGGACAAAUUUUCAAGCAUUCCCAACCAGAAAAAUCUACAAGAGCCUGGUGUGCUUGACAAAGCUGCUCAUGUUAUGUUGAAUGCCAAAGAAAACUACCAACAGAAGCUUGCAAAAUACAUCCAAGUCUUAAGAGAGAUUCAUACUGUCAAGAAGUUGAUGGUUCUGCGAAAAGUUCUUGAGCAUAUGCUGGCACAAUAUUCAUUUUUCAAUUUCAGCUACCAGGUCCUGAAAGAAACUGAGCCUUAUAUGACAGAAGUUUUUGAUUCAUUAACAAAACAGUUGGAGAAAUUUGAGAUACAAGUUAAAGAUGACAUUUCAACCAGAGAUGAAAUAAUGAACAAAAUAGAAGAAGAAGUAAAGAUGGAGAAAAGGGCAUUUCCAGAAGGUGCUGGACACACAGGAUCAUCUGCAAUGCAUGCCAUUAAUGCAAGUACAGGGAGAUUUUUCACCAAGUUUGGAGGAAUGAUAGCAUCAGGGGUUCAAGGCGUUCGAGGGAAAACGUCAAAGGAUGGACCUACCAAACCGGAACCAGAUUGGGAAGUGAUUGAUGAACCAAGCAAGAAAGUCCACAGUGACAGUGUUUUAUCGAAAGAAGAGCAAACUGGAUUUGUUAGCAAUGCAGGAGAGCUCGAUGAUGGCACUUCCAAGGGACAGAGCAAAUCUUCUCAAUUUUAUUUGUCGAUCGAUGAAGCAAGUAACAACGUCGUGGUAAAAAGUGCUGAUCAGUUAGGCGCAUCGAUGCAGAAACCAUCUGAAGAUGGAACGCUGACAGAUGCUCAAGUCGAAGAGCACCAUAGGGCAAUGAAUGACGAUAGCGUUGUAAGUUUAACAGACCUGCUUGAGGCUGCUAGCCAAGACGAGGCCGUAUCAAGGCCACGUGCUGAUAGUGUAGAUCCACAUUACAAGAAAGGCUAUUUGAGAAUAAAGCAGAAAGGGACGAUCAGGAAUCGAUAUCCUUUAGUGUACAUAAUUGUUGACAAGAAGCAAGGGAAUAUCCUAGCCCAGGGAGAUGAUCAGGAGGAAGCAGACCUACUCACGAAUCUCACGCUCUCGACAGUCAAAGAAUGUGUUUCUGAAGAAACAGAUCGCAAUUUUUGUUUUCAGAUAAUCACGGCCACAAAAGAAUUUUCAUUCCAAGCACAUUCAGCCCAAAAUAUGAAAGAAUGGAUGCAAGCAAUCCAGGAAGGAGUUGGUGCUGCGUUGAAUCUGUCUCAGGAGAGGAUUAGAACUUUAGUUCGGUCAAAGACCCAAAGGGAAGCAAAGCUUGCGAAGGCACCUGUUGUCCAAAAUGCAGCUGAAAGAAUCAGAGCCGUUGAAGGAAACAAAGAAUGUGCUGACUGCUCAGCACCAAGACCUGAUUGGGCAAGCACAAAUUUGGGUGUUGUGUUUUGCAUCGAAUGCUCAGGUAUGCAUCGGGGAAUGGGUGUCCAUAUAUCGAAAGUAAAGUCUCUGACACUUGAUCGUUGGCAUGAAGAUCUGGUCAAACAUAUGGAAGAGCGAGGUAAUGCACGCGUGAAUAAAGUUCUAGAAGGGAAAAUUGGAAACAUCGUCAAGCCGACGCGUAACUCAUCAAAGGACGAGAGGCGAAAUUUCAUACUUGCAAAGUAUGUGAACCGAAGAUUCGCGAUUCCAUCAAACUCAGACGAAGUUGAUCUUGGAGAUGAACCUGUCGAUUCUGAUAGCAGCACUGAAGAUUUCAAUGAAAAUCUUUCAAAUGAGAACGACGAUGAAGUGAGUCUUUUUGGUUCGUCGAUUCACUCUGCCAUUGUUUGUUUAGUGCAAGGCUGUCAGGAUUGUGAAAAGCAAAAGGUAACGAUGCAGCAUGGAGGAGACGUCUUCGAAGACGAUUUGUCAUCUAGGCCGGCCUCAAAACAAACUGAAGAUGAAGACGAUGAUGAUGAUGAGAAGAACAGUGCAUCUGAAAAGUCUUCUAUUCAAGAGGAGAGCAACUUUUAAAAUGAAAUAAGAAACAGUAUUAUCUAUUUACAAUUAUCUAUUGGACUCUUAUAGGGAAAUUAUUUAAUUUUAUGAUCGAGCCCCUCCAAGGCUUCCUUCAAGGGUUUUUCGAGAUGUUGAUAUUUUUGCUGCUCCUUUUCGCGCAUGCGCUGUCGCAUGUUUGGUUCGUUGGCACUUGAUCGUGGGUAAGAUGAGGACAUGGCGUCGUAGAUCAAUUUCGUGGAACUGAGAUUGGGCGGGAAUUCUUAUGUCUACUGUUAAUAUCCAAGUUCAUAUUUAAAUGGCAGUUCAUCACAUUUAAUGGUAAAAAUAUUCAGAAAUCAAAAGAGAUUUUGCAGUGCCAUCCACUAAUGGAGGGGGAUGGGGGGCUACUAUUGUUUCAUGUAGAUUUCUGUACAGGAAACUGGGAAACCUUAGAUAAUGCAGGAAUAGGGGAGAUGUACUCCACAAAAUAAAAGAAAUGGUUCUAACCAGAAAUAUGGAAGUUCGAGUAAAACUUUAAAAUCCCCACUCUCAUGGUUUUUCUUUCCAAAAAGCAACUGUUUGUAAGAAACUGUAGUCGCUUUUUCAAAAGAGAAUCGAAGCACUCCUCAGAUAGGUCUGGAGUCGUUUCAAAGCUGACAAAUUGCUUUCAAAUAAAGGAUUCUGCCUCCCGUGCUUGCUUGCUACGUUUGCGAAGCGUAGUUUUGGCAUCCAAAUAGUUCGUCUCAAGAAUCAGCGUGAAAAGUCUUUCAGAAAGUUAACUUUCAUUUUUGCAUUCUAAUCUUGAGAGUCGCUCGUGUAAUAGAAUCGAAAAAGUUAUUUUUGUUUGUUACAAUGCGAAUAGCGCAGAUUUUAUUUUUUGGUAAAUUCUCUCAAGAAAUAGAAUUAAGCAUCUAUUUAUGUAAUUCAUUAUCAAAAAUUGUUUUUAUUUAAUUUAUCUGAAUAAUAAGCUAGAGUUUGUUAGCGGAUUUAACUCGCACUGGAGGUAGAUCAUGGAUGAGUUCAAUCGUGGCAGAGAAGACAUGUCUUGACUAGACUUGUAAAUGCUGCCUUUUUGGUCCCUAAAUAACCUUAUUGAUCGUUUUCAUUGAUUUUACUUCACGUUUUGAGUCAUUCUAAAGGGGAAACUAAAAUUCAAUCAUCAAUUGAUGUAUUAGGAUAUUAUUCUGAAAUCAAUUAAGUUUGAAUG
Molecule: messenger RNA, 3616 nt
Organism: Rhopilema esculentum
Lineage: Eukaryota; Metazoa; Cnidaria; Scyphozoa; Rhizostomeae; Rhizostomatidae
Cellular component (GO): cytoplasm
Molecular function (GO): GTPase activator activity; protein binding
Source: RefSeq, a predicted model, not a curated record